Molecule: messenger RNA, 1042 nt
Organism: Colletotrichum destructivum
Lineage: Eukaryota; Fungi; Ascomycota; Sordariomycetes; Glomerellales; Glomerellaceae
Product: Putative PLAC8 motif-containing protein
Exons: 2
Coding region: 279-794 (171 amino acids)
Source: RefSeq, a predicted model, not a curated record
CCAUCAACCGAUUCUGCAUUCGUCCGGCCCAGGCCAUUCGGCGUCUGAUUCACACCCUCGGGCUUUUCAAACGUGUGAUUCGCUGUCUCACAUCUCACAUGCUGGUAUAUUAGAACACGGUAUCCUGCCAAAUCCGAUUCCCUACUUCGGUGUCCUUUUCUGUCGAAUCCUCCAUCGCCGUUGCUGGUCCAUCUGGAGCCUUUGGAGUCCCUGUGUUCUCGAACGAUUUUCUGUAGCCACGACUCACUACUACCGAGACAUCACCAUAAGCCAUCACGAUGGAGUACCAACAGCAGCCUCAGAUGCAGCCGCAGCCGCAGCAGCAGGAGCACUUUGACCAGCACCAACACCAGCAGCCGAUCCAACAGGAAUACGUCCAGGGCGCCAAUGUCCAGACCCAGGAAUGGCAGUCCAACCUCAUGAACUGCGGGCCCUGCGAUACGUGCAUCGUGGGAACUUGUCUCCCCUGCAUGCUCCUCGGCAAGACGUCGGAGCGCCUGCGCGACCCCACCAUGCAGACCUACGAGGCCAUCAACACGGACUGCCUGCUCAUGUGCGGUAUCACCUGGUUCACCGGCUGCGGCUGGGUCUACGCCAUGAUGAAGCGCGGCGAGAUCCGCGAGCGCUUCGGUAUCAAGGGCUCCGGCUUCUCGGACUGCUGCGUCACAUAUUGGUGCUCCUGCUGCGCCCUCAUCCAGCAGGACAAGGAGGUCCAGGCCCGCAUGUCGACGGGGCCCAUCGUCCAGGGCUACCAGCCGCAGAAGGAGGGCAUGCACAUGCCGCAGCACAACUAAGACCUCGAAGGGGAACUCUGCCGCGAGGGGAGCUGUUUUUUUGUUUAGGGAAAAGAAAUACGAAACGAGGUUGUUGGAGCUGUGACGGCAUUUCUUUUGUCUCUUCUUCUAACUGGAUUUGUGUAUGAACGGUGGUAUACCCGUGGUGAGAAUGGGGGGCUUGAGAGCCGCCGAGUCGAUCGACGACGAGGUAGAAGCGGCUGGCAAACAUGGCCUCGAACAGGCUAAUAGUAAUUUUCUUUCGUCGC